AGUCCAAAAUUUCGAAGCGAGAUCUCUCAGACAAGUUUUGGACGGAUUAUUUCUGAGAGAGAACUAAGCAAAGUGAUUCUGUCCCCACUUGAAAAUAUUCUGUCCCCACUGGUCUCCCUCCCACCAUCGUUCCCCUUCCGACUCGCUCUCUGCACUGAUAGCUCUGCACAGCCCGCACAGGGAGAACGACAGAGAGAGAAAGAGAGAGGGAGUAGAAAACCCUGCAAGCUCCGUUUCCAUGGCGCGCUUAUCGAAGAAAGCAUACAACAACGGCAAUGGCUUCGGAGACCACGAGGCCGUGUACGAUGACGUCUUCAGAGGUCCGCCCAAGUUCGGACUCCCCACUCUCUCUCCUCGCGUCGAGGACUACGCCGAGAUUUUCGGCGGCUUCCACGCCUCUCGCGCUUCAUCCAUCCCCAUUCUCGACCUUCCGGCUCUCGACCACGAAGCCAAUUUUUCCUUCGAGGAAAGCUCCCAUUUCGACUAUUCGCAAGUCUUCAGCGCUUCCAACGCUUGCGAUUUCGCCGUCACAUUCGAACAAUUGUUCAACCAGUCGAACAAGAAUUCCUGUGACGAAGCUUGGACUCCAGCUCAGAGCGAAUCUUUGUCAGAUGAGUCAGACCCUUCUGCUGGUUCAGAAAGGAGUCGGAGCUUGUCAAAUGGAGAAUCUCACCAGUCAUGUGAUGGCAUUAAGCAUUUCAAUAUUUUAUAUAAUAAGGCUAGUCAAGGAAGCAAGGAAGAUAUCUCAACUGGGAUGGCCCUCAGAACUCAACUGCUUGCUGUUCCUGGUUUCACUUGCGUAUUUAAUGGGAACCCUCUUUCGCAAAAGAAGGGGGAUAGGGAUACGCCAUUUCUGGUAACUGAUGUUCUCAACCCAAGUGUGGAUUUUAGUGGGAGAACGAGAGAGGGAAAGCAGUUCAGGAAAACCGUGUCACACCAGGCAACCAGUAGUUUUGGCACAAUGACCUGUAGAACUGAUCUGAAACCUGUUGGACAUGGAAGAAGUGCUUCUUGUAUGGAUGGGGCAUUUGUAACUGUAACUGAUAUCAGCCUAAGAACUCAGCCGUCUCAGUUGCCACCACCCCUGAGGCCGCCUCCUGUUAUAGCUGUGAAAGAUGGAGAUUUGGAUACACAGAAUGUGAAGUUCAAAGCUUCUAAAAGUUUUUCUUUAGGAGAGACGGCAGGCGACAGCUCCCCACCUUUCCUUGAUGUGGAGGUAGAUGCAAGUUCAUCUGCUGCAGUCUCUGCUGCAGCUAUGAAAGAUGCCAUGGAAAAUGCAGAAGCAAAGCUAAAAAGUGUGAAAGAACUAGCGGAGAGAAAGAAGGAAGGUCUUCAAAGCCGUACAAAGCAGGGAUUGCACAAUGACGCAAAAUAUAGGAAGGAAAAACCAAGCAGGGAAAUUGAUGUGUCCAACUGUUUUAACGAAGACAGAACGCUUGGAACUUUUCAAAGAGAUUGCAGUGGAAUGAAAACUUUUUCUGGAGAUGAAAGGAAGGAACUAAUGACGAUGACACUGGUAGAUUCGGAUUCAACUAAAGAGGAAGGACAUAAAAAUUUGGCAACAAUUUCUGCAGAUAAAAAGCAUGGGAAAGAUAAUUUAUCUCAAGUAUGUAAUGAAAGCGAAGCAUCUGUGGCAUGGGGACAAGCACAUAAUUACCAAUUAGUUGAAACAGAUAAAUGCAGAAAUAACUUUGACCCGGCAGAGGAUUAUAGGGUAUCAAUGCAAAAUGCACCUUUUCAUGAGCCCAGGCAAGAGAAAAAAGAAACUGCCGCACUUCAGGAGCAAGAAGAUGACAAUACACAAAUAAGAGCUGAUAGGGAGGCUCUUGAAUUGGAUAAUGGGAAGGAGGAGAGAUCAAAGGCAACUAAAGAGUCAAGCAGGCAAGAGAAGCAGGGGACAAACGUCAAUAUGCAUGAAGAGGGUUGUGAACAGGAAGAAAAAGGGAAGCAAAGCGUUGCCCAACCUAAGAUUCCAGUUGAAGCUGAUAAAAGUGAAGUGUGUGAAAACCUUGCACAAGUGAAGCAUAAUGAGCAUGGAGUGAAAGUUGAAAGGAAACUGAAAGAGGCUACCGAAAAAAUUGAAGAUGACGAAACACAAAAGGACUGCUGUGAAAGGGAAGAAAAUGAAAGGAGAUUAAAAGAAACUCUUGAGAGGGAAAGAUAUGAGAAAGGACUCAAAGAGGCCACUACUGAACGGGCAGAAAUUGAGAAAAGACUGAAGGAAGCUCUAGACCAAGAAGAGAGGGAGAAGCAGCAAGGAGAGGCUUGUGAAAGCAAAAAUAAAGAAAAGAGACAAAAAGAGGCUCAUGAAAGAGAGGAGAAUGAGAAGAGAUCUAAUGAAUCUCUUGAGCAGGAAGAGAACAAGAAGAGAUUUAAAGAGGCUCUGGAGCGGGAAGAUACUGCAAAGAAACUGAAACUGGCUCUCAAGGAGGAAGAGAAUGAGAAACAGCUAAAACUGGCCCAUGAAAGGGAUGAAAAUGAGGAGAGGCUUCUAGACGAUCAUAAGCGGCAAGAGAUUGAAAAGAAACUGAAAGUUGCCUAUCAGCAGGGAGGAGAUGGGGAAAAACAAAAAGAGGCUCAGGAAAGGGAGGAGAAAAGUAAGGAGAGACUACCUGUGGCUUAUAAAAGGGAAGAGAAUGAAAAGAGACUUACAGAGGCCUGGGGACAAGAUGAAAAUGAGAGAAGAUUGCAAGAAGUUUGUGGAAGAGAAGAAAGUGAGAAGAGAUUAAAAGAGGAUCUCGAGCAUGAAGAAAUUGAUAAAAGACCUGAAGGGGCUAAUGACUGUGAAGAAACACAGAAGGGAAUUGAAGUUGCAGGUUAUUUGGAAGAAUUUAAGGGAUGCAGCAACGAUCAUGAGCAACAUGUAAAGGAUGAAAAUGGAAGAAGACUAAUUUCUAACCAAGGAACUUUUGUGAAUGCCAAGUUGGAGACUUUGAAGGCUUCUAAUGUGGCAGUUGAAGUGGUGAAUGUCCUGACUGAAGAGCAAUCAAACUCUUCUGGUCUGGCUGAAGAUGACCCACAACAUGAAAAGAGCCAAACCAGAAAGAAAUACUCGAUGGAGUCACUUCAUCUACAUGAUAGUGUGAAGUCUGUUGAAGCUGGCAUUGACAGUAAACAAAUACAGAUAGACAGCGAUGAGAAAACUUCUGGAAUCGCCUCUAAUAAUGGUAAGCCACAUGUGCUCAGUAAUCAACUAGGAGAGAGGGGGCCCAAUGUUGAAGAAGUGGAAGUGACGUUUGAGAUGGAAGAAACCGAAGAUAAAUUCAUGUCAUCACAAGUUGCAACUGAGUUGGUUGAAAAUGGGAGGAAAAUGAGAGCUGAUCAGACAGCUGUGUUGGAGGAAAAAAUAAAUGCACAACGCAUUCCUCAGAAGGCUAGCACAAGCCAAUACAUCAAAAGGAAAGGAAAGAGUCUUAACAACAUCCUCGCACCUGAAAAGAGAGAAAAACAAGAUAGCAUGAAAAGAGAGCUGGAAAAGGACUGUCAAAGAAAGAUAGAGGAAGAGAGGGAAAGAGAGAGGGAAAGAGAAAAGGACCGGAUGGCUGUUGAUAGAGCCGGCCCUGAAGCUCGUGAAAGUGCAUUUGUUGAAGCCCGUGAAAGGGCAGAAAGGGCUAUUUUGGAGAGGGCAACUUCUGAAGUACGACAAAGAGUUAUGGCGGAGGCCCGAGAAAGGCUAGAGAAGGCACAUGCAGAGGCUAGAGAGAGAUCAUUAGCAGAAAAAGCAUCUGUGGAGGCCAGGCUCAGGGCAGAGCGUGCUGCAGUUGAGAGAGUAACCGCAGAGGCUCGAGAGCGAGCUUUUCAAAAAGCCAUGAAUGAGAAGGCUACUUUUGAGGCACGAGAACGCAUUGGAAGAUCAGUUGCUGAUAAGGCCUCUGCUUCUUGCAAUAAUGGUGGAAUUAGACAAAACACUUCGUUUUCUGAUCUGCAGGAUAUGCAAUGCCAGGGAGUAGGAUUUUCCAGAAAUUCAUAUUCAUCUUCCUCAGUCCAUUGUGGAUUUGAAGGUGAAUCAGCUCAGAGGUGUAAAGCUAGGUUAGAGAGGCAUCAAAGAACUGCUGAGCGUGCAGCGAAAGCUCUAGCAGAGAAGAACAUGCGGGAUCUUCUUGCUCUAAAAGAGCAAGCAGAGAAAAACAGAUUGGCUGAAGCUCUUGAUGUUGAAGUGAAGAGAUGGUCGAGUGGAAAAGAAGGGAACCUUCGUGCAUUGCUUUCAACAUUGCAAUAUAUCCUUGGGCCUGAUAGUGGUUGGCAGCCAAUUCCCUUGACAGAAGUGAUAACUUCUGCAGCUGUUAAGAAAGCUUACAGGAAAGCAACUCUAUGUGUUCAUCCUGACAAAUUGCAACAACGAGGUGCUAGUAUACAGAAAAAGUACAUAUGCGAAAAGGUUUUUGACCUUCUGAAGGAAGCUUGGCACAAAUUUAACUCGGAGGAGCGGUAGUUCGGCCUUUGGUGCUCUCCCAAAGGGUGCAAAGUUGUGGGUGCAAAUACUCGACCAAAAAAAGUUACUUCAGCGAAGCGAGCCCUGCAAACAAAUUUGUUUGGUACGAGACCCCAUUUUCCAUCUCAUGGUAUUUAACUGCCGAGUCAAGUUUUAUCCCACUGUCUUAGUCUUGUGUGGAAUUUAACUUCUCCAACUGAAACCAAUUGUUUCCAGUUUCUUUAAGUUAUAGCAUGCUUCUUCCCCCAACCUUUUACCAGGCUGAAAACAAUAACUGGUUUUAAUUCUCAUGUGCAAUUUAGUUGGC
This is a messenger RNA of Rhododendron vialii, 4739 nucleotides long. RefSeq names its product auxilin-like protein 1. Gene Ontology annotation, molecular function: clathrin binding. Gene Ontology annotation, biological process: clathrin coat disassembly; clathrin-dependent endocytosis. Gene Ontology annotation, cellular component: vesicle; cytoplasm; intracellular membrane-bounded organelle. NCBI's taxonomy places the organism in Eukaryota, Viridiplantae, Streptophyta, Magnoliopsida, Ericales, Ericaceae. The coding region runs from base 239 to 4432 and encodes 1397 amino acids. The transcript is spliced from 8 exons. The record is from RefSeq and is a predicted model, not a curated record.